This is a messenger RNA of Patiria miniata (bat star), 2550 nucleotides long. RefSeq lists its product as uncharacterized. The record is from RefSeq and is a predicted model, not a curated record. Lineage: Eukaryota; Metazoa; Echinodermata; Asteroidea; Valvatida; Asterinidae. Bases 294 to 1394 code for a protein of 366 amino acids. Gene Ontology annotation, molecular function: protein binding. The transcript has 3 exons.
UUGGUAUUAUGACCACGGUUCAUGUCAUAUAGCCUCAACUUAAUUAAACAACUUUGCUCAACACAAUAAGUAUUAUGAUAAUUAUCCUCCUUAAUCACAGGCCGGUCCGACAAAAUAAUAUGGACAAAAGGUUGAAGUCAGCGUCAGCGACCUUCAGUCCUUUCUGGCCUUAGUGCUUGUGUCCUUCAGGCUUACCUGACUUUAACCUCGUCCCGUUCCCAUAAAACCCCGUCUCCCGCGAGCUCCCCUUCACAAUAUUAUCUUCGACAUCACAUUAAAGUACAGGGGAAAAAAUGAUUUGUGGAGCAAUAGGUUUCACCUUUUGGCGGUGCAGUGUGUUUCUGGUGUCGAUUGUGAUGAUACAGAUUUGGGUUGCUGGCGCUGCAUCGGUAUCAGACAAGAGCCAGUGCUUUCGAUGUGAUGAGAUUUCACCAUGCCUGGAGCAGCAAUACGUGUGCAACUCGGUACCAGACUGUGCUAACGGUCGAGACGAGCAGACUACCAAAGGAGGUGGAUGCUCUACUGAAGAUGAAGGGCUUGAAGACAAGUACAUGUUGCCUGUUAUCUACGUCACGGUUGGCAUCAUCGUUUUGGAGAUAAUUGGUGUUUUCGCUAUUGUCAUGUACAUCCUGAAUGUCCGUUGCUGUAAACUGGCGUGCAAUCUGAAGUCCAAGGAAAAGCGUAGGCCCACCCGGUCGACACAGCAGUCUGGACCCGUCAAACGCAGCCACAAGCAUCAUGGUGGCUGGGGACAUUACUACAUCAAGCCUCGGCGCGCUCAGGCCCUUCGCCCCCUUCCUCAAAUACCAAUCGUCGGCGUAGAUCGCGGCAAACCAUUCCACAUUCCUGAGCCCGUAUUUGACCCGAUUGUCCCCCAAACUGUCGAUGCAGAACGUCAGGGUCAAUAUUACGACAAUAACACGCGAUUGUGGCCACAAAGUAACCAAUCCUUCAUGAAAAGCUCACCUGAACAACCCUUUUGUAAUUCCGUAUGGACUGACCCUGUCCCACUGACGAUGCCAACAGUCACCAGAAUGUCGACCGAUGAAAACAAGGACCAACCGCACCUUGAGACAAACAGGAGAACCAAGCCCGAGCCACACACUAUUGUCAAUGCCUCUAGUAAUGACCGAGGCAUAGUGAGAUCGGAGCCCCGACGCGUUGUUCAUCAUCACCACACCACAAUCAAGCAUCUGACUGUGGUAGUUCCUACGCAAACCGAAAUGGCGGGACGUAUGAUCGAGGCGGCUACACGUGCCACGUUGAGUGAGAUCACAGACGACAGGCCAGGUACAUCAGACGGACGUACAGCGUCUGCUUCAGACAAACAAAUCGUGCCUUUGCAUCGCCCACGCAAAGGAACCAACAUGUACAACAUCGAUAAUUUGUGUUAAAAAGUGAAUGUAUGUCUUUCUUGGUCAUUUAAUACCAAAUUAGUAAUUUUGAAUUACAGCAUGACUUUGGGGUUAAGGGGUCCUUUUCGUUAUUGUAUAACUCUUAAUAAAGAUAAACUUUUACUAUAAUAAAUUAAAGUUAUCACAUCUUUUGCUUUAGCUUUUUUAAUACAUCAUUAUUUAUAAGAUUAUUGACCUUUGUUGCUUAGUCAAGUGUCUUUUGUUUACUAUCAUCUCGAUAGUUAGAAAAUAUCAAAUGACCAUUUUAAUUGGUUAAAGACCUGUUGACGUGAUGCUUUGUCAACUACCCAAACGGUUUAUUUCAAGUAAUUAUUGUCGUUAGUUUUAUUCAUAAUAUUUUAGUUUACCUUUAUCCAUAUUCACUUUUAAUCUCAUACUUAAUUUAACUCGAUUAAUUAACUUAAUCUUUCUAAUCUUUCAUCUCUCUACUUUGCUACUUGUUAUCAAUCUACACCUUGUUAACUGCUUAAGAGUAAUAACCCGGGUGGUGCUGAUUAACUUUUUGUAAGUGGACGCCGGCGGUGAACUUGAACUUUGAUUUCGUCAAGCACAAAAUGACUGCUGUCUUGUUGCAGGCACAAUUAUCAAUCACGGACCCUAUAUCCACAAGGAUGAACGACUGUUCUGAGCUCUGGUAUAAAAUGCACUGAACGGACUUACCUUAAUUGGUGAUAAACGGGCCUUAAUACCUGGCGGUGACAUGUUAAUCGCGAAUAUUCCAGGUGUGCUAUUUUGUCGCUUUUUGCAUGACAUCUAAAACGGAAAUAUUCAUAAAUCUUUAAGCAAAACCACUCCUUAUUGUAAGAUAUAUAUACUUGUUCCAAAAUUGUUUAAAAAUAAAUACUUAAGGAUAUAUCAGAUGGUAUUGUGCAUUUUUUGUCGUCACUAAUUUACUCGGGAAAUAAACAUCAAAUGUGACACCUUUUCCAAGGAUAACACCGUUUACCCAAAUCUCGUUUUUAAUUGGGCUUUCAUUAAAAAGUUUUAGAGGGAUGUGGUCCCGAACCGAUAAAACAAAUGCGACAAUUCAUAGUUUAUUUUAAAGCUAAAAAUAUUGUGCUCGGCGUUAACAUGGUUAUGUAAUUAUCACUUAUCAGACUUCAAUAAUAAAGGCCAAAAACGUAGGAUCAUGAAU